Molecule: messenger RNA, 2740 nt
Organism: Macadamia integrifolia
Lineage: Eukaryota; Viridiplantae; Streptophyta; Magnoliopsida; Proteales; Proteaceae
Product: wall-associated receptor kinase 2-like
Exons: 4
Coding region: 127-2385 (752 amino acids)
Biological process (GO): cell surface receptor signaling pathway; protein phosphorylation
Cellular component (GO): plasma membrane
Molecular function (GO): calcium ion binding; ATP binding; protein serine/threonine kinase activity
Source: RefSeq, a predicted model, not a curated record
UAACAGUUCCAACCUUGCUAGGUCCUCUUGUGCUCUUGGAGAAUUUCAAUUUUGAGCCCUAAUAUUCAUAUAUCAUCAACAAAUACAUCUUACCUUUGGCUUUGUCUGUUAUAUCUGUUUAUCGAAAUGGUAGAGAUGACCACAAACAUAAGCAGUGUGGCCAUGAUUCUGCUAAUUUGUCUUUUGUCACUAUUAGCAAUUUCCAUGGCGAAGGUUCCGCAACUAGUCUUGCCGAAUUGCGAUGAAAAGUGUGGAGAUCUGACCAUACCAUAUCCAUUUGGCUUCAGAGAAGGAUGCUUCAAGGAUCCUAGUUACCGUAUUUUAUGCAAGCAGGAUGGCAACACCUUCAAAGCCCAUCUUGAAAGGAAGGGUUUUCCAGGAGGGAAGGAUUUGCCAGGAGGUGAUGAUGAGAUUCUUAAUAUCUCAUUAUCCACAGCAGAAGUCAUAGUUAUGGGCAAAUAUCUUGCUUAUAACUGCUUCAAUGAUUCAGGAGAGAUGACAAAAUGGAAAACCUACACCAAUUUUCUGGAAAAUACGUCGUUCGUAUUUUCAGCCACCCGCAACAAGAUCAUUGGCAUCGGAUGCGACACUGUGGCCUACUUAAGCAGCAUCUUCAAGAGAAAAAGCUUUACGAGUGGGUGUGUCUCUGCGUGUAAUAGCCUGGAUAGUGUGACAAAUGGGUCUUGCUCCGGAAUUGGUUGUUGCCAAAGCUCAAUCCCUUUGGGUCUUAAAAGUUUCUAUGUGAGACUAGAUACUUAUUUUAUUGACCACUCUACGAUUUCGGAGUUCAACCCUUGUAGUUUUGCUUUCGUGGCUGAUAAAGAUUGGUUCAAUUUUGAUAUAUCAUCUCUCUCGGCAAAAACAUUUGGAGGACCUAUUCCUCCUGUGGUGUUGGAUUGGGCAAUUGGGAAUCAGACCUGUGAACAAGAAUCUCGCCCAUGUGGUCCAAAUAGCAAUUGUUCUAAUUCAAUUCAUGGCCCUGGCUUUGGCUAUCAAUGUAACUGCAAGGCUGGUUUUGAAGGUAACCCUUAUCUCCCUCAAGUAGGAUGCCAAGACAUUGAUGAAUGUGAGAAGGGAUUCAAGAAUGAAUGCCACCAGAGUAGUAUUUGCACCAACACCCUGGGAAGUUAUAAUUGCUCCUGUCCAAAAGGCUACAAUGGCGAUGGCUUUGUAAAAGGGACUGGCUGUGCCAAAAGUCCGAAUACUUACAUAAGCAUUGUUGCAGGUACCUGUGCAGGUGUUCUAGUUCUACCUGUCUUUAUUUGGUUUUGGUAUGAGGCAAUUAAGGAAAGAAAACGCAGAAAAUUUUUUGAAAAAAAUGGAGGUAUUCUAUUGAGGAAACAAAUCGGGUUGCAUCAAAGGGAAGGGGAAAGUUUUAAGUUUUUCAAAGAAAAAGAGCUAAAGAUAGCAACCAAACACUUUGAAGAAAUAUUCAGAGGAGGAGAGUUUGGUAAAGUUUCUGAGGGAGAGUUACCAUCUGGAAAAGAUGUUGUUGUUAGGAGACCCAAAAAGAUGGAUCCUAACCAGAUUAUACAGUUUAUAGAUGAGGUUGAUAUUCUCUCUCAAAGCAAUCACGAUCACGUGAUAAAGCUCUUGGGCGUUUGCCUAGAGAAUGAUGUUCCAAUGUUAGUUUAUGAGUUUUUCUCCAGGACGACACUCUUCGACCGUAUCCAUCAUGGUAAAAAUCUGGGAAAAACUCUUUCAUGGAAAGAUCGUUUAAGAAUUGCUACAGAAACUGCCAAAGCAUUAGCCUAUUUGCACCAUUCUCAUCCUGUGUCUAUCUUUCAUAGGAAUCUCAAGUCUUCUACUGUACUUGUAAAUGAUGAAAACAAGGCUAAAAUAUCUGAUUUUGGAGCUUCAGGAUUUAUUCCAGUUCAACUGGAUGAAGCUCACCAAAGUACAUUAACUGUUCAAGGGAAUCAUGGGUACUUAGACCCAGAAUAUUAUGGUGGUGAAUUAAAUGAUAAAUGUUAUCGUGCAGAUAAUAUGUUAACUGAAGGAAGUGAUGUUUAUAGUUUUGGAGUUGUUCUAGUGGAGCUUUUAACUGGUGAAGAGCCAAUAAUGGCAUCAAAAGAAACCCUAGCAGAAUUUUUUUUAUCAUCUGUGAAAGAUGAGAAACUAGUUCUUGAUGUCCAAAUAAAGAACGAUGGGAAGAAAGAACAGUUCAUGAAAGUUGCUGAGCUUGCAAUAAGCUGCUUACAGGCUAAAAGCGAAGAUAGGCCGACGAUGAAGCAAAUUGUGAAGCAGCUUGAUUCUAUUAAAAACUUGUUUGAGCAACCUUCAUUUCAACAUAAUCAGCUGGAGGAGACUGAACAUCAUCGUCACGGUGAACCAUCCACAAGUUCUAUUACUGAUGAACCGCUUGAAAUAGAUAUUGGUCGUUGAUUGCUGAACUGCUGAUGAUCUUUGCAAAAAUUACAAGGUGAGAGGGAAAAGGUUGCUUCUAGGUACAUUGAUGGAAGUAUUGAAGCAUGCUCAGUGAGUUAAGCACUUUAAGCUUAUUCUAUACUUGGAUGCUGGAGCAGUUGUGGUGCCAUUUUCUUAAUGAGUUUGUGGGAGUUUAGGAAUGUUGGUUUGUGGUUGUUUUUUUUUCAAUCUGUCUUUAUUUUAUGGUGUGAUUGUCCACGUGUGAGAAUUAAUCCCAGUUUGGAAGCUUUGAGUUUUAAUAUUGGUGACUAUUUUCAUUUGUCCUAUGUAAGUUAUAUGAAUUAUGUGAUUAAUAGUAGUUAUUUUUUUUUUA